Corythoichthys intestinalis (scribbled pipefish) is the source of this 4075-nucleotide messenger RNA. RefSeq names its product BTB/POZ domain-containing protein 17. The transcript is spliced from 4 exons. Gene Ontology annotation, molecular function: protein binding. Bases 123 to 1556 code for a protein of 477 amino acids. The record is from RefSeq and is a predicted model, not a curated record. NCBI's taxonomy places the organism in Eukaryota, Metazoa, Chordata, Actinopteri, Syngnathiformes, Syngnathidae.
UCCCAGCGUGGCUCCGCCCAGGAAGCGGGUACGGCCGAUGACCCACAUUAAAAAGUCAUCAUCAUCGUCGGCAGCAUCGUACUACUUGGCCGUCUGGACGCUCAGAGAGGAAGAAGAAGCAGAUGAAGAAGAUGGUGAAGCUGAUGGUGCUGCUGCUUCAGGCUGCGUGGGUGUUGACAGUGGCAGCAGACCCGCUGAGGGUGGAAGGCCAACCGGAUGAUGGCGGCGGUGCGGACACCCUUAGCCACUCUCUGGUGCUGGUUCAGCGCUUGGAGGCUAUUUUCCUCCAAGGCAACGGCAGUGACGUGACGCUGCGGGUGGAGACGCCCGAUGCUGACGAGGUCAAACUGUUGGCGGUCCACUCCCUGGUUCUGUCGCUGCAGAGUCCUGUUCUGGAGGAUAUGCUACGGGUGCGAAACGGCAGCACGCUCACACUGCGCGAGAGUCCGGAAUGCGCCGCAGUCUUUGAAAAGUUCAUCAGGUACCUGUACUGCGGCGAUCUCUCCCUGAGACUGGAGCAGGCCAUCCCGCUUCACCGCCUAGCCAGCAAGUACCAGGUGUCGGCGCUGCGGCGGGGCCUGACGGACUACAUGAAGUUCAACCUGGCCCGGGAAUCACCUUCGGGCCACGUGGCGGGCUGGUACGAGUAUGCGUCGGAAGCUGGCGACACAUCCCUGCGGGACGGCUGCCUCCAGUACUUGGCCUGGAACCUAUCCUCCGUCCUGCGGAGCAGUGAGUGGACCACCGUCAGCUCUGGGCUGCUCAUGACGUUGCUGCGCCGUUCCGAUCUGGUGGUGCAGAGCGAGAUGGAGCUCUUCGCCGGACUGGAAGAGUGGAUCUCGCACAACAGCCCUGACGGGCUGACGGCGGAGAACGCGUUGAGGGCGGUGCGCUACGCAAUGAUGCCGCCCCGAGAGCUUUUCCGCCUCCAGAGCCGGUCGGCCGUUCUGGCCCGCUACCGGGAGUCGGUCCGCGAUCUUCUCUACAUGUCGUACCAAUUCCACGCCGCCUCCCCGGUGCACAUGGCCAAGUACUUUGACGUCAAUUGCAGCCUCUUCGUGCCCAGGAACUACCUGGCCCCGCUGUGGGGGUCCUCCUGGGUAGUUGGCAAUCCCACCCGGGACGACCGCAGCACCAGCUUCCAGACGCAGCUCGGGCCCAGCGCGCAUGAUGCCAGCAAACGGGUGACCUGGAACGUCCUGUUUUCGCCCCGCUGGCUGCCACUCAGCAUGAGGCCCAUGUUCACGGACACGGGCGCCAUGCAGCCCACGCGGAUCGAGGGCGGGCGCCCCCGCAUCAUCGUCACGCCGGCCACUUCCAGCGCCGACUUUGCCGGCGUCAGCUUCCAGAAAACGGUCCUGGUUCUGGCUCAGCGGCGUGGCCGACUGCUGGUCAAGCACGUCUACGACUUCCACCAGAGCACCGAAGAGAACGGCGACUUCCUGGCCGAUGCCGACCUGCACCGACGGACCUCCGAGUACCUGGUGGACGGGUCCCUGGUACUCCACGUGGUGGUCAAGCCCAUGUACCAGAGCCUCGUCACUGGCAAGAACUGACGGCGCGCCGACCGCAAGCACCCACCCCCUGAUUACAUUAUCUUAUCUUUACGUCUACGUAUAUUGUCAGUCAUUGAGAUUGCCGCAUUUAAUGAUUUUAAAGCAACACUUGGUAACUUUUCAACCAAUAUAAAAUAUUUUUAUAAUAGUUGUGAUAAUAUGUCGACUGACAACUACUGUAGUUGAAUGACACCACUUUGAGGAGAAUGGCAGGAACCGUGCCACACAAAAAAACCCUACAAAUGUGCUGACUGCUUUACGGCAUACGUUCAUACUUCAAUGCGAACGAUUUCUCACAAAUUCUUCAAAGUUGGCAGAGCAACAAGAGACAAAAAGUUUUGUCUGAGGAGGAAAAAACAGAGAAAAAGAGAGGCUACCAGGAUAUACAGAAUAUAGCCCCCACCCCUCAACCGAACUCAUCAGUUUUUAGCCACACGGUUGCUAACCGUCAUAUGCUAUUGUUUAGCCACAGCUGGAUUAAUUACCUUAUUUCUAUAUUCAUCCUUCACACAGCUUCUGGAAACAGAAAUGUUGUUUAAUCAAUCUGCAGGUAACCCGGAGAUUGAUUUUUGAUUGAUUGAUGAUUUUACAACACUGCGCAGGUGUGCGCUGGUCCUUAUGGGAAACGCAGUCUUCCUUAACCCCUUCAGACACGAGCAUGCUGCUGAAGGACAUGACGUGUUCGCGUUGUUGAAUCAAUAAAUACACUGUAUUUAGUUGCUAUAAAAGAUGUCCCGAUCGAUUGGCGUCCCGGGGUCCGAUCACGCCAUUUUCAAAGUAUCGGAAUCGGCAAAAAAUUAUCGGACAUGACUUUAAAAAAAAAAAAAAAAAAAAUUUAAAUUGUUUUCUAAUUGUAUUUAACGUCACAGACAAAAUGUCUUACACUCAUCCAGAGUAGUUUUGGCUUAAAGUCGGGCUAUCAAAUUUAUCACGUUAACGGCGGUAAUUAAUUUUCUUUAAUUAAUCACGUUACGUAAUUAACGCAUGCAUUGCACGACCCACUCACGCAUUGUCGCGUUCAAUCUAUAAUGACGCCGUUUUACCUAUAGAUAGCAUUAAAAGGCAGCGUUUAAUGAGUAGAGAGAAUUUUGACAGCCUUUGAAGCCAUUUUAUAUGUAGCUAAAGCCUUACAAUACCUCUCUCAGCAAUUAAAUAUAACGUGGGAAUGUGGGGAAGAAAGGUAGAAGUUGAUCAUUUUCUUAACACCCUAUGUUCUUUCCCAAAGCAGAGAAGAUAUAUCAAUUGGUAGCCCUACGCACAGUCAUGGUUGCACUUCCCAUCAUGCAUUUGUGCAGAAGUUAAAUGGCUGCAGUAUCAUUUACUGAAAGCUCAACAAAUACACUAGAUGGCAAUAUUUAGUCACAAUAUACAAAGUCACAUUUAUCCUUUAAGAAUUACAAGUCUUUCUAUCCGUGGAUCCUUCUCACAGAAAGAAUAUUAAUAAUGUAAAUGUCAUCUUGAGGAUUUAUUGUCAUAAUAAACAAAUACAGUACUUAUGUACUGUAUGUUGAAUGUAUAUAUUUGUCCGAGUUUUGUUCAUUUUUUACUUAAUGCAUUGCCAAAAUGUAUAUGAUCGGGGAAAAUUAUCGGGAAUGAUUGGAAUUGAAUCGGGAGCAAAAAAAAAAGCAAUCGGAUCGGGAAAUAUCGGGAUCGGCAGAUACUCAAACUAAAACAAUCGGGAUCGGAUCGGGAGCUAAAAAACAUGAUCGGAACCACCCUAGUUGCUAUUGCCACUUCCGGGAGAUGAUUGGACAAAACUUUACCCAUCGAAAUCAAAUUUUUGGCUCUUUGAAAACGGCUGAGACAAAACGCAACUUCAAAAAGGCAAACGUAAGUGCUCGUUUCUCAUAAAAACAAUGUAACAUUAACAUUAAAAAUAACAAAUAAAAGCAUGAAAUAUCCCAGACCAAAAAAUUGCACUUUGUUCUGGUAUUUGAGUAGAGUAGAAAUCAGCGACAAUUUGUUUUUUUUGCCCAGCAGAAAAAAUCCGGGUCUGAAAGGGUUACCGCAUUUGUCCACUGGGGUCGCUAAAAUCAACCAAAACUGAAAACCUACCAAGUGUUGCUUUAAAUGUAAAGCUCCAGGAGCGACUGUGUCACAAUAAAAAUACUCAUUGUCUGCUUACUCAUUGAAUUCAUUGGUUGAAGAACCCAACCAGUAUCACAUUAACCUAUCAGAGAAGGCUGUCGAUCAUUUGCCUCCACUCAUUCAUGGAAGUAUUUUUCCCCUUUUGGAGGGGAGAUUUGACAUCUUUUGUCAUCAUGUUGCGUCACUCGUCUCCACCUUAAGGAUGGAAAUUUCAAAUCAAGUGAAGAUUUAUUAUUGUCAUCUUUGUGCUCUCUUUAUGUUGUUGUUGUUGACUUCCUGCCACGUUGUGUUGCCUCUUAAACAAAUGGUGCUAUUAACUUUAUAGUGUUCCUUAAGUUUCAUCUCUUUAGACACUUAUUUAUUUAACAUUGCACUUGAAACUUUCUCCGAAUAUUACAAAAGGAAAAGAACAAGAAUAAACUUUCAUUUAA